AGUCGCUAUCCCCGUGCGUCCUCGGCUACGUCACGCUUUACCGCACCGGCCACCCCCCGCCCUCUACACGCUCGCCUCGGCACCCAACCCCCUCAGGCGCCUUCCUCGGUUCCUCCAUUCCUCCACCGCCUCCUCCGUCCCGUCCCGUCACGGCACCCAAACCCUAGAUCCUCGCCCCAUGUCAAAGCCCUGGGGCGGCCUCGGCGGCGCCGGCGCAUGGGCGCUGGACGCCGAGCGCGCCGAGGAAGAGGAGCGCGAGACCGCCGCGGCCCUCCCUGCCCCCGAGCCCCCCGCCGCCAGCUUCCCCAGCCUCCGGGAGGUCGCGGCGGUGGGCGGGACCGGCAAGUCCAAGAAGAAGAAGGGCACCACGCUUUCGCUGUCCGAGUUCGCCACUUACGGCCCCGGUGGUGCCCCGGCGCGCCGGGCAGCCGCCGCCGCGGAGCCCAAGGGGCUCACCACCGCGGAGAUGAUGAUGCUGCCCACCGGGCCGAGGGAGCGGUCCGAGGACGAGCUCGAUCGCUCCCGCACCGGUGGCGGGUUCCGCUCCUACGGCUCCGGGUAUGGCGGCGCGGGGGAGCGCCGCGGAGGCGGCUUCGACGACGACGGCCGUCGCGGGCCGCCUGGCAGGGAGUCGGAUCUCGACAUGCCGUCCCGAGCUGACGAGGAUCGCGACUGGUCGAUGAAUAAGAAGCCCUUCUCGUCGUCGCCGGCCGACUCUGGCCCCCGGAGUCGGUACGGAUCCCUCGGGGGCGGCGCGGCUGACGGCCGCGCCGAUGACGACGGCGACUGGUCGCGUGGGAAGAAGCCGCUGGCUUCCCGCUACCCGAGCCUCGGCUCUGGCGGUGGCUUCCGCGACUCACCUGCAUCGACCGACUCCGACCGCUGGUCCCGUGCCACGCCGCAGCCGAACAAUGGUGAGCGCGAGAGGCCACGUAUUGUGCUUGAUCCGCCCAAGCGUGACUCCUCGACCACCCCGAUGCCACCUGCCGAGGCCGGACGCAGCAGGCCGAGCCCAUUUGGGGCUGCAAGGCCCCGAGAGGACGUGCUUACGGAGAAAGGGCUAGACUGGAGGAAGAUGGAGACCGAGAUCGAUGAGAAGAAGAGUAGUCGUCCCACCAGCUCGCAAUCGAGCAGGCCAGGCAGUGCCCACUCUUCACGACCUGGGAGCCCUGGGUCACAAGUAUCAGCUGUGGGAACUGAAGGGGCACCAAAGCCACGGCCAAAGGUGAAUCCUUUCGGGAAUGCAAAGCCAAGGGAGGUCAUUCUGCAGGAGAAAGGGAAAGACUGGAGGAAGAUUGACCUUGAGUUGGAGCAUCGUCGUAUUGAUAGGCCAGAGACAAAUGAAGAGAGGGUGUUGAAAGAAGAGAUCAACCUACUUAAGGUGGACCUAAAAGAAACUGAAGGAAAUAAUAAUGACGAACAUGCAAAUCGUUUGUCUGAGAAGAUAUCUCAGAUGCAAAGGGAUCUAGAGCUACUCACAACGGAGUUGGAUGAUAAGAUUCGGUUUGGGCAAAGACCUGGUUCUGGAGCUGGCAGGGUUGCCGCACCAGCACCAACUAAUUUAGCCGAGGCAGCUCAAGUUACAGAUUCAAUGGGAAGGCCACGGUCCCAUGGGGGUAUAGAGCAACAUCCAAAACCAAUGGAAGAAAGAUGGGGAUUUCAGGGGAGCAGAGAGAGAAGUUCUUUUGUUGGCAACAGAAGUUCAGACAGGAUGCCAACAGGGCAGAGAUGGUGAAGCGCUGGCUUUGGGCACUUCAUUUCUUCGUUCGUUUUUUCUGUAGGUUAAACAAUUGGGCAAAUAAAAUGUUAACGAUUUUAUUUCUGCUUGACUCCAAUUUUGUUUGCUUGGAAGAGUGGAGAAGAUCAUGGACAAAUAAUAGUCCAAGCUAAAUUUAUCACCACCUAUAAGCCUGUAAGGUGGCACCUGUGUUUAUUUUUCUUCUCAUUAUCUAUUUUCCCCUCUUCCAUGUCGAAACAAGUGUAACCAACCUUUGAUACACUAACUAUUGUUCUUCAUGCAUAACCAUGUUUAAGAUUCUUGUUAUUUUCCCAA
This is a messenger RNA of Brachypodium distachyon (stiff brome), 2053 nucleotides long. RefSeq names its product eukaryotic translation initiation factor 4B1. The transcript is spliced from 3 exons. The record is from RefSeq and is a predicted model, not a curated record. Gene Ontology annotation, molecular function: translation initiation factor activity; mRNA binding. The coding region runs from base 179 to 1735 and encodes 518 amino acids. Lineage: Eukaryota; Viridiplantae; Streptophyta; Magnoliopsida; Poales; Poaceae.